UCUGGGCCGCGCUGCUGGCACUGGGGGCGCUGGCGGGCGCCUGCGUUGGAGGGCCGAACGUCUGUACCACCCGAGGUGUGAGCUCCUGCCAACAGUGUCUGGCUGUGAGUCCCAUGUGUGCCUGGUGCUCAGAUGAGGCCCUGCCUGUGGGCACACCACGCUGUAACUUGAAGGAGAACCUGCUGAAGGACAAUUGUGCCAAAGAUUACAUUGAGUUCCCGAUCAGCGAGGCCUAUGUACUGGAGGCUAGACCCCUCAGUGACAAGGGCUCUGGAGACAGCUCUCAAAUUACUCAAGUCAGUCCCCAGAGGAUUGCACUCCGGCUACGACCAGAUGAUUCGAAGAAUUUCUCCAUCCAAGUGCGGCAGGUAGAGGAUUACCCUGUGGACAUCUACUACCUGAUGGACCUGUCCUACUCUAUGAAGGAUGAUCUGUGGAGCAUCCAUAAUCUGGGUACCAAGCUGGCAUCUCAGAUGCGCAAACUUACCAGUAAUCUGCGUAUUGGCUUUGGGGCCUUUGUGGACAAGCCUGUGUCACCAUACAUGUACAUCUCUCCACCACAGGCCCUCAAAAACCCUUGCUAUGAUAUGAAGACCACCUGCCUGCCCAUGUUUGGCUACAAACAUGUGCUGACAUUAACUGACCAGGUGACUCGCUUCAAUGAGGAGGUAAAGAAGCAGAAUGUGUCACGAAACCGGGAUGCCCCAGAGGGUGGCUUUGAUGCCAUCAUGCAAGCUACAGUCUGUGAUGAAAAGAUUGGCUGGAGAAAUGAUGCAUCUCACUUGCUUGUGUUUACCACUGAUGCCAAGACUCAUAUAGCACUGGAUGGCAGGCUGGCAGGAAUUGUGCAACCCAAUGAUGGGAAGUGCCACAUUGGCAGUGACAACCUUUAUGCUGCUUCCACAACCAUGGAUUAUCCCUCUUUGGGGCUGAUGACUGAGAAGCUGUCCCAAAAAAACAUCAAUUUGAUCUUUGCAGUGACUGACAAUGUUGUCAACCUUUACCAGAAUUACAGUGAGCUCAUCCCAGGGACCACAGUGGGAAUUCUGUCCACAGAUUCCAGCAAUGUCCUCCAGCUCAUUGUUGAGGCCUAUGGGAAAAUCCGCUCCAAAGUAGAGCUGGAAGUGCGUGAUCUCCCCGAGGAGUUAUCUCUGUCCUUCAAUGCCACGUGCCUCAACAAUGAGGUCAUCCCAGGCCUCAAGUCUUGUGUUGGACUCAAGAUCGGAGACACGGUGAGCUUCAGCAUCGAGGCCAAGGUGCGUGGGUGCCCCCAGGAGAAGGAGAAGUCCUUCAUCAUCAAGCCUGUGGGCUUCAAAGACAGCCUUACUGUCCAGGUCACCUUCGACUGCGACUGUGCCUGCCAGGCCCAGGCUGAGCCUAACAGCUCUCGCUGUAAUAACGGCAAUGGGACCUUUGAGUGUGGGGUGUGCCGCUGCAGGCCUGGUUGGCUAGGGUCCCAGUGUGAAUGCUCAGAGGAAGACUACCACCCCUCCCAGCAGGAUGAAUGCAGCCCCCGAGAGGGCCAGCCUGUCUGCAGCCAACGGGGAGAGUGCCUGUGUGGCCAGUGUGUCUGCCACAGCAGUGACUUUGGCAAGAUCACGGGCAAGUACUGCGAGUGUGAUGACUUCUCCUGUGUCCGCUAUAAAGGGGAGAUGUGCUCAGGUCAUGGCCAGUGCAGCUGUGGGGACUGCCUCUGUGACUCUGACUGGACUGGCUACUACUGCAACUGUACCACGCGCACUGACACAUGCAUGUCCACAAAUGGGCUGCUGUGCAGUGGCCGGGGCAAGUGCGAAUGUGGCAGCUGUGUCUGCAUCCAGCCGGGCUCCUAUGGGGACACCUGCGAGAAGUGUCCCACCUGCCCUGAUGCCUGCACCUUUAAGAAGGAGUGCGUGGAGUGUAGGAAGUUUGACCGGGGAGACCUGUACCAGGCAAAUACCUGCAACCGUUACUGCCGUGAUGAAAUAGAGACCGUCAAGGAACUCAAGGACACUGGCAAGGAUGCAGUGAAUUGUACCUACAAGAAUGAAGAUGACUGCGUGGUCAGAUUCCAGUAUUAUGAAGAUAGCAGUGGAAAGUCCAUCCUGUAUUUGGUGGAAGAACCAGAGUGUCCCAAGGGCCCCGACAUCCUGGUGGUCUUGCUUUCAGUGAUGGGAGCCAUUCUGCUCAUUGGCCUUGCUACUCUGCUCAUCUGGAAACUCCUCAUCACCAUCCAUGACCGGAAGGAGUUUGCUAAAUUUGAGGAAGAGCGAGCCAGAGCAAAAUGGGACACGGCCAACAACCCACUGUAUAAAGAGGCUAUCUCCACCUUCACCAAUAUCACCUACCGGGGCACUUCAUAACAAGCAAUCCUCCUCAGAUCAUUACCAGACGUUUUCCAGGAUUGUAGGAGUCUCUCCUAUUGUGUUUACAGAGGACAGUGUCUGUGGGGUGCGAUUUGGGCUUAAAGUGGGGUGGGUGGGAGGAUGUCAGCAUGUGGAAGUGUGGGUCUCUGUGUAUAUGUGUGUAUGGCUGUGUUGUGUGUAGGGACAUGUGUAAUUUAAAAGUUGUGAUGUGUCUUGAUAAGGGGAG
Molecule: messenger RNA, 2571 nt
Organism: Orycteropus afer afer
Lineage: Eukaryota; Metazoa; Chordata; Mammalia; Tubulidentata; Orycteropodidae
Source: RefSeq, a predicted model, not a curated record